Messenger RNA from Meloidogyne enterolobii, 384 nucleotides. The record is from the annotation of a GenBank genome assembly. Lineage: Eukaryota; Metazoa; Nematoda; Chromadorea; Rhabditida; Meloidogynidae.
AUGGCCCAUCUUGAUAUACUUGCCAAUUCUUUUCAUUUAGGCCCUUUCCACGUCAAAACAGAUGAAUUGACUGAUCUUGAUAAACUCUUGGAUUAUAACAAAUAUACCCAUGCAGUUUCAAUAUUUUUCGGUAAAAAAAGGCUUGAAAAGAGUUCAAGCUCAAAAAAGAUCGGAAAAGUAAAGGAUGCAUUGAGAGGUAAAUCAAAACCAGAAAUUGAGGAUUUUGAUGAAUUAAUUCAAAAAAUUGUCAAAAAACUUUUCAGUUUUCUUGAGGAUCAUAUUUUUCUCGAAAAAGAAAGAAAAGGUUAUGGAACUAUCGCUUUAAUUGCUAUAGCUGCUUAUUUGUGCAAUCUUGGGGGAGAAGUUAAAGAAAUGGGUAAGUAA